UGAGCGGCAGUGACAUACUCAUUGACGAGACCAGGCGAGGAGAAUUCCACUCAUGUCAGGCUCAGCGAACACAGCCAUGGAUGAUCAUCUACAGCGCUUUGGAACCAGCAACGAGAAUGGAAAUGACAGUGAUGACAGCAGUAGCGCCGGUCAACGAGAAGAAACAUCAAGCCAUCAGUCCGCUGCUGCUGUUGGUGGCCUUGCAGAGACGUCAUUCUGGAGCACCGUCUUCGCCGACACCUCACGCCCCCUUCCCGACACUGUCCUCGGCAGAUGGUGGCAUGAGCAACAACCGAUCGUCACGCGAUUCAUGCACGACUACGGAGCGGUCCUGGUUCGUUUCCUGACCCCUUUUACGCCACGCGCUGCUCGUCGAGCCGGGUAUUGCUGUGGUUGCCGUGCGCUUCUCCGAUCGCUGGACCGUAUCGACUUGGAGCUGCCCGGGGGUGAAGGAGGCUGGUCCUCUCGUUGGCGAAGUCGUCGGUGUGAUUGUGGUGAUCGGAGAUCAGCUCUUACAGAGGGCAUCAGCUCGGUUUGCGCAGCAGUAGGUGGCGCCGGCGUGGCAGCCGUCAUCAUUAUGGUUGCUGCAGCAGUCUCUUGGUGUAGCUGGCGGCGGUCAUCGCCCAGCUGGCUCCUCCUUCUGGGUGAGGUAGCGAUUGGAUCGGUCGGAGUGGCACACUACCUUGCCCGGGAUGAUGGCCAUACAGAAGCUAAGGUGCUCGAGGCGCACCUCGUAGCCCUCGAGCGGUCCCUCAGCCCCUUCUUCCGUGGGGUGCACGCUUGCAUGCGUAUGGUCAAGUGCUCCCAAACGCUCUCAUUUGGCCUACGGCUUUCGGUACCCAUGCCUCCGGUAGCGAGGAUGGAGGAACGGCUACCCGCCACAGGAAGUGGUGGCCUUCCAGGACGGGCGGAGGUGGCACUUCGAGAUCUGAGAUCUGUCGUUAUGGAUGUUCUCGAGGGAGGCGUGGAGCAGGCCAACGUUUUGCAAUUCAAGGAGCGAUGCGGCGACACUGAUGGCUUCUUGGAGAGCGUAGGGCAAGCAUCCGACUCAGGCGGCCGCCAGGGCAUGCAGUCCCUAGCGGACCUGGCUGGUACGGAAAGAAGGCUUGUCGUCGAUCUCCGUCGGUUUUUGGCGAUCGUGGCUGCGAGAGUCGAAGGGGUCAUGGUUGAGCCAGAGAUGUGGGGCUUGUGGUGGGAUAGCCAACUGGUUGAUGUUUCGGAGGCUCUGGCGGAGUUGGCGAGAUACUUCGAAGCGGCGAGUGGCAAGUUGGAGACGGCGAUUGGAUGUAAUGGCCUACCUUUUUUCCCCUCGGGUAGUACGAGCGCGAGCGGUGAGAUGACAGCUGCUGCAGAAGCAAUCUCUUCCUUGCGUCUACACUACGAGGAAAUUGUCGUGCGGCUCUACUUUUGCCAGAGCAACGCGCGCUCUCUGCUACGGGAUCCAUCGAAGAGCGCGGCGGACGCGUGGGAAGCUGUCCGUCAAGGUCUUGCCGAGGCGCGCUUGUCAACUGGACCUCUAAAUUGUGAUCUAAAUCUCUGGCGGAAAGCGGAGGACCUGGUCGAAACUAUGGCCAAUGAGGUUGAUGAAACCGGAGCCGCCUUGGAACCUGGCAAGUCGCCCAGCUCGGAGAGCAACAACCCGGAUCCCUCUCGCCAUUUGGAAGCGGGAACGGGGUGGGUUUCUUUGGCAACCCCGAAAGAAGAGGGCCCUCACGUGUUCGAAGGGGGUAGCGGCGACCACCCAAGCAAGGACGACGCGAGUUCUACGCCCGACACAGGCAUCACAGACGUCCAUGUCGGUGUGCCAUCCCCGGUUCGCAGCAGAUGCGAAAGACAAGAAGGCGCUGCUUCGCGACCGACACCCGAGGAGAUUGUAGGUGAAGACUCUCGCGAACUGCUUGUCAGCGAACUAGACUCUGUCCUUCGUGCAAGGCCGCUCCCGCCAACCUGUGAGAAGCGCCUUCCGCUGGUGAGCCAACAGUCGAUCGACAGUGAGGAUGGCAGCGACACGCCCGAAGAGCAGGGCACGGAGCGGCCGCUUGGUGUGGCAACGCCUCCGACAGGGUCAGCUUUGCCGACAGGCAGCCAAAACCUCAUGUCAGAGCUCCGCGCGCAGCUCAGUGGUGCUAUGAACGAGGAAUUUUUCUCAUCGGACAGGCUUCCGUGCCCCGUAACAAGCGACGCAGAGGAGGGCAGCGUUGUUGAGGAAAAUCCGUAAACAGAUCAGAGAGCCUUCACUCUUGGCCAAUCCAACGAUGCUUGAGUAUUUAUUUCGUGGCUUGCUUUCUUUCGUCAACGUUGUGGCACUCUCUUUUCCGGAGUCGUGUCUAUGAGUCCGGGUUUGUGCGUUGCUAUAGGUUGUUGUGAUGGUUUGCGUAGGACUGUAGUACGCAUGCGUUGCAUGGCAUGGACGGUUCCUGACAGCUGUUGUUUAUAUAUGUUGUAGAGAUGUCGCCAAGGUCUUUGUAAAUAUCCCGGCUCGAUAUGGCGAUUUCAUCAACCGCGUGUGUUCCCGAUAUGAUGAAAGUGUAGAAAAUGUUCAAAACGUAAACAGUUUCUAGAGCAAUUCUGCGCUCAAUAGAAAAUCGCAUGAAUCUUAGUUAGAUUCUGCCGUAUGUAGAAACAGAAGUUGUCGUCUAAAGAAGAUCUGGUCAAGUAGCACUCGUGGUAAGCCUCGUAAGUACAUGUAGCUGUGGAGAGAUUGCAUGCAACUGCAAACCCGCGAUUCUCGAUAGUCUUUUCAGCUGCGGAACAGUCCUGAAUUCCCUGUCUCGCGGGCUGUAGACUGUGCAAAGAACGCGUACACAGCUGUCCUUGCGUAGUUUUGGGUUGCCCGGUCAUUUGAGCCACGUUUAGCCCGUAUCGCCUGAGAGGCUACAGUAAUUAAUCUACUUCCCCCUUUUGAUCACGAUCGGGUCCACGAGGACAAUCGCUUUCUGGAGGCC
This is a messenger RNA of Ectocarpus sp. CCAP 1310/34, 2945 nucleotides long. The record is from the annotation of a GenBank genome assembly. Lineage: Eukaryota; Phaeophyceae; Ectocarpales; Ectocarpaceae.